CAGAGCGGGAGAAACAACAUGAAACAGUGCGGGCCUCGGUGCUGAACUGGUCCUCUGCACUGCUGCUGAGCUGCUGAGAACUUUUACGCAUAGAAACAGGUCAAAGUCGGCCCAACUGAGACGAGCUGAGGCUGGACGCGGAGACUUGCCGGAGGGUGGACCACAGAGGCAUAAAGAGGUCUUCACAGGUCUUGCCCUGCGUGUUGAGCAUCUAUUUGUGCAAGUAUGAAUCCGGUGUGGAAAGUCUAUAAGAGCAAAGUGCUGAAGACUCUCAACCCUGAGUAUGAGGAGGACACUCCUGAAGAGGUCACAGAGGUGGAGAAUGAUGUGAGUCCCGUGCAGGAGGAUGAGGGGCCCAACGCUGUAUCCCAGCUGGCCAAGAAAAUGCAGGGGGCCGGGACUAAAAGCUGGAACAGACUAUCAUCUCUCUUCAACAAAGAAGAUGAACACCAGCUUCUAGAGGAGACUGAGAGCCCGCCAGUCGCCGACCAUCCACUUGCAAUAAAGCCGGAGGAGCCUCCUCGUCCCACUAAGCGCACAGCAAUCUGGGACAGCUUUGCGGCCAACUGGGCUGCCAAGAAGCAGACAGAAGCUGCAGCUGCUGCUGCUGCUGCUGCUGCUGCAGCAAACGAGGCAGCAGCGGGUCAGGGUGAGGAGGGGGUGACAGAGGCCGGAGGGGAGGAGAGCCAGGGUGGGCAGAUCCCUCAGGAAGAGGAGAGUGAAGGAGGAGGAGGACGGAGCAGCAACAACAGCUUCUCCAAAUACGUCGCUCUGGGAGGAGGGAGCGAGGACACGUCCUUCAAGUGGAACUUUGUCACCAGCAAGCUGGCAGAGCUGAAGACAAAGAGCAACUAGUAGCUGCUCGUGAUGAAGGAAUCUGGAGAGUAUAAACAAUAUGAUGAAGAGGUUGGGUGAAGGAAGUUUAUGGAGGAGGCUAUAUUAAACACAGGAUGUCCUGUAACUGAACUGUACAGCUAUUGUAGAAGUCCCCUUUUAUCUGAAUCUAAAUGUCCUUUUACAUCCACGUCACAAUAAACAAAAAAAAGUUAGAAUAAAGCAGGUUUUAAACCUUUACUUUACCCUUUUUUAGGCCCACAUACUCCCACCACACAAAUAGAGAACAGAUUAGAAAUAUGUUUUGUAUUUAAUCUUUAAAAGAAAGGACGAAUUACAAUAUGACCUGAAGAUACUCUGGAAUAUACUAAUAGAUACUUCUACGAUACUUUUACAGUAUAACAUGAGUUUACUCCACAACAGGGGACUUCUACAAUUACUUGUACUGAAAGAGAGUUACGCUAAUUGAUGAAAUUCUUUAUUACUUACAGAUGAGGUGGGUGUACGACACAUAGCUGCCUGCAGAGCUAACAUUUGUCUCUUUCCCAGCUCGAGACGCAGCUGCUGACAGUGUAACAUGUGAUCAUUAAGGUUCAGGUAAAUACAACUGAUGUAUCCGCUGUUGAAUCUGUUACAUAGGCUGCACAAUACAGCCCUUUCUUGGGGUUGCAUGGUGAUAUCUUCUUUCCCAAAGUGCCUUAAACCACAAAAAGGGCCCUUCAUACCUGUCAGCAAACUUGAUCUAAUCUAUAGUUUAGCAAAAACUGGAUUAAGAGAUUAAAGGCAGUAAUAACUGGAUUAGUUGAGGAUUAUCUCACUUAACCUGCUCAGAGGGCAGAGGAUUUCAGUGUAGAGAUUUGGCAGAGCGAUGUGAUUAUUACAUAAUAUUAGCAUUUGUAAACCACCUUUUCUCUCCUCGGACAUCAGGGAGGGCAAAUGUGCUGCACAAUUAUAUGACAUGUGUGAAAUGUGAAUGUGUGUGUGUGGUGAGAUAAUGUCAGGUGCACUGACUUGAUGACUUAAACUGACUUUAAUUUUCUGUUUGUGACUGAGGCUGUGCAAAGCGUGCGUUGUUAACAUUCCUAAUGUUGUGACAUGAAAGAACAUGGCAUUUAAAUAUUAUUUUAUCUCAGAUUUAGUGUUUUUGUCUUGUAUGUUUUAAUCUGUUGUUUUGUU
Messenger RNA from Anarrhichthys ocellatus (wolf-eel), 2010 nucleotides. RefSeq lists its product as uncharacterized. Gene Ontology annotation, biological process: spermatogenesis. The coding region runs from base 226 to 855 and encodes 209 amino acids. The record is from RefSeq and is a predicted model, not a curated record. NCBI's taxonomy places the organism in Eukaryota, Metazoa, Chordata, Actinopteri, Perciformes, Anarhichadidae. The transcript has 4 exons.